This is a messenger RNA of Camelina sativa (false flax), 1857 nucleotides long. The record is from RefSeq and is a predicted model, not a curated record. Lineage: Eukaryota; Viridiplantae; Streptophyta; Magnoliopsida; Brassicales; Brassicaceae.
UUAUUUUCUGCGGAUGUGUAAUUUGUCUCUACGAGCUUCUGGGGAAAGGGGGUUUUGGUUUUCCGUCGGAGGGUUUAGAGUUCAAAAGGAGAAGACGCAAUUUUUCGAAAUUCAAAUCGAAUCAAAUUGUUUUGUUUCAAUCUUGGAUUUGCGAUGAUGAAUUUACUGAGAAGAGCUGUAUUAUCAUCUUCUAAACGGAGCGAGCUUAUUCGUAUCGUCGCUAUUGCUACCGCUACUUCAGGAAUUGUGUAUGCUAAUUGUAAUCCAGAUGCAAGAACGCGUAUAUCGCUUGCUAUUCCUCAAUCUGUUCGGGAAUCUCUUUCGUUCCCUUGGCAGAUUUCACAUGGUUUGGUUCAUCGUCCUCAUCAAAGCUUGUUCGGAAAUCUCGCGUUUUGGUCCAGAGUUAGUCCAAAAUCAGAAGCACCUGUAAAUGAUGAGAAGGGGAGUUCGAAACCAAGUAAUGGAUACUUGGGGAGAGAUACUAUAGCUAAUGCGGCUGCCACAAUAGGACCAGCGGUUGUCAAUCUAUCGGUUCCUCGGGGUUUCCAUGGGAUAUCUGUGGGAAAAAGUAUCGGUUCCGGAACGAUCAUUGAUGCUGAUGGCACGAUAUUGACUUGCGCUCAUGUUGUAGUCGAUUUUCAGAACAUUCGUCAAUCAUCUAAAGGAAGGGUUGAUGUGACGUUGCAAGAUGGUAGGAUGUUCGAGGGUGUGGUGGUGAACGCUGAUUUACAAUCCGACAUUGCUUUAGUGAAGAUUAAGUCAAAGACGCCAUUGCCAACUGCUAAACUUGGUUUUUCGAGUAAGCUUCGUCCUGGGGACUGGGUAAUAGCUGUGGGUUGUCCUCUUUCUCUCCAGAACACAGUAACUGCUGGUAUUGUCAGUUGUGUUGAUCGUAAAAGCAGUGAUUUGGGUUUAGGAGGCACACGUAGAGAAUAUCUCCAAACAGACUGCGCGAUCAAUGCUGGAAACUCUGGUGGGCCUCUUGUAAAUUUGGAGGGGGAAGUGAUCGGUGUUAAUAUCAUGAAAGUUUUAGCUGCAGAUGGUCUUGGAUUUUCCGUGCCAAUUGACUCGGUAUCCAAAAUCAUCGAGCAUUUCAAGAAGAAUGGUAGAGUUGUUCGGCCAUGGAUUGGGUUAAAAAUGAUCGAACUCAAUAAAAUGAUCAUUGCUCAGCUAAAAGAACGAGACCCAAUGUUUCCAGAUGUUGAAAGAGGCAUUCUUGUUCCUACAGUGAUUCCUGGGUCACCGGCUGAUCGAGCUGGAUUCAAACCAGGUGAUGUUGUUGUGAGAUUUGACGGGAAACCGGUCGAGACCAUCAAAGAGAUAAUGGAGAUAAUAGACGACAGAAUCGGAAAGCGGAUGCAAGUAGUUGUGGAAAGAUCAAAUAAAGAAAGGACCACACUAGAAGUCAUUCCUGAGGAGGCUAAUCCAGACAUGUGAGCCGAGGACUCUCAGGUUUUGAAAUGGAACUUUACCAUAUCCAACCAAAAUGUGUACUGAAUUCGUGAUAGGAUGUAGCUGCAUUUGAUAUUCGCUUACUUUGGUAUCCUUUUUUGGUCUCAUGGUUCCUUUCUUGACCUUCUUUAUAAUGGAUCUAAGUGGAGACAUAACCACCAAAUUAUUAAACUUUGGCCUAAAGAACCAUGCUAAUGGUAUCUAAUCUAUACUUGUACCACCAAAUCGAGCCUUGUCCAGUUGGUUGUGUACUGGUCUAAGCCCUCAAAGCUUGAUGAGGCCAAGUGUUCGAUUCGAGCUUGGUACCAAAAGUGUCCCUCUCUCUCUCUCUUUCUCCCCCACAAUAUCAUGACGUCGUUGUGACAUUGCUGUAUAAAUGCGAGGUAAUAAAAAUUACCUCUUUUU